Molecule: messenger RNA, 2501 nt
Organism: Paramormyrops kingsleyae
Lineage: Eukaryota; Metazoa; Chordata; Actinopteri; Osteoglossiformes; Mormyridae
Gene: lrrc4.2
Product: leucine rich repeat containing 4.2
Biological process (GO): excitatory synapse assembly; modulation of chemical synaptic transmission; postsynaptic density protein 95 clustering
Cellular component (GO): plasma membrane; glutamatergic synapse; postsynaptic density membrane
Molecular function (GO): protein binding
Source: RefSeq, a predicted model, not a curated record
AGGGGGGGGGGGGCAGCGUCCCACACCGCUGAUGGAAAUCCGAGCUGGAGUCUUGCUUAAACCAGGCUAGGGCCGAGUUCUCCCUUCCCGUGUCGAAUCCCCCGGACGAUGCCGAAUUAUGAACGUGUCACAUCAUGAGGCUGUUGCGGCAGGUAACUGUGCUCCACACCUGGAAUGCCGUCCUGCUUCUGGUAGUCUACCUCGUGCUGCUGGCGUUGAGUCGGUGCGCUGCCUCGGCGCGACCCCAGGGCUGCCCGGCAGUCUGCUCCUGCAGUAAUCAGUUCAGUAAGGUGGUCUGCACACGCCGUGGCCUGACCACGGUCCCCUUGGGGAUCCCGUCCAACGCUCGCUUCCUCAACCUGAUGGAGAAUAGCAUUGAGCUGAUCCAGGCGGAUUCCUUCAGCCACCUCCGGCACCUGGAGCGGCUGCAGCUGGGCAGGAACGCCAUCCGGCACAUCGAGGUGGGCGCUUUUAACGGGCUCACCAACCUCAACACGCUGGAGCUGUUCGACAACCGGCUGACAGUGAUCCCGAGCGGGGCCUUUGAGUACCUGUCCCGGCUGCGCGAGCUGUGGCUGAGGAAUAACCCUGUGGAGAGCAUCUCGCCCUACGCCUUCAAUCGUGUGCCCUCGCUGAUGCGUCUGGACCUGGGUGAGCUCCGCAAGCUGGAGUAUAUAUCUGAGGGCGCGUUUGAGGGAUUGUACAACUUGAAAUACCUGAACCUUGGAAUGUGUAACAUUAAGGAGAUGCCCACUUUGACCCCAUUGGCGGGGCUGGAGGAGCUGGACAUUUCGGAGAACUACUUCCCCGUGAUCCGACCCGGAUCUUUCCGGGGACUGAAAUCCCUGAAGAAGCUGUGGAUUAUGAACUCGCAGGUCAGCCUGAUCGAGCGUAACGCAUUCGAUGACGUCACAGCGCUGGCGGAGCUGAACCUGGCCCACAACAACCUGACCUCGCUGCCGCACGGGCUCUUUGUGCCCCUGAGGUUCCUGGUGGAGCUCCACCUCCACCACAACCCCUGGAACUGCGACUGCGACGCCGUGUGGUUAGCUGGCUGGCUACGGGACUACAUCCCGACCAACUCCACCUGCUGCGGCCGCUGCCACUCGCCCGCACACAUGCGGGGCCGCUACCUGGUCGACACGGACCACACCUCCUUCCAGUGCUCAGCGCCGUUCAUUGCAGACGCGCCACGGGACCUCAACAUCUCAGCAGAGCGGGUAGCCGAGCUACGGUGCCGGACGGCGCCGGCCUCGUCCGUGCGCUGGCUGCUGCCCAACGGGACGGUCCUGACGCAUGCCUCCAUGCACCCGCGCAUGUCCAUCCACAACGAUGGUACGCUCACCUUCGCCAACCUGUUGCCCAGUGACACCGGCGUCUACACUUGCAUGGUGACCAACGCGGCGGGCAACUCCAACGCCUCAGCCUAUGUCAACGUCACCAAUGGCGAGCUCAACACGUCCAACCUGAGCUACUUCACCACAGUGACGGUGGAGAUCGUGGAAGGCCCGUCCGACGCCAUGUCUAAGCCCCGGGCGGUGACAGCCUCGCCCUCCAUCUUCCAGCCGGCAUUCAUAUCCACACCCACCGUCCUGCUCCAGAACACCAAGACACCGGCGCAGGUCUCCGUCCCAACCGCCAAGGGCACAGACAAGCCAGCGGCCAGCCUGGACGAGGUCAUGAAAACCACAAAGAUUGUGAUUGGCUGCUUUGUGGCCGUCACCCUGCUGGCCGCAGUAAUGCUCAUCGCCUUCUAUAAACUCCGCAAGCGGCACCAGCAGCGAGGCACGGUGGACACAGCUAGAAGUAUUGAGAUCGCCGUGGUGGGGGAUGUCGUGCAGCCCAGCAGCACAGCGGGGGAGGGGCCGCUCUCCUCGCCCUGCAUCCGGGACCACAGCAGCAACUACAGGUCGGUCUACAGCACCUGCAAAUCAGCACAUGGCGCCCAAUGGACAGAGAAUGACGCCAGCAACUCCCUCCACCGGGGAAGGCGCACUAUCGCUGCCGUCCCUGAGCCCUACAUGAUAAAGACUCACGCCAAGGAGAAGGUUCAGGAGACACAGAUCUGACACUAAUGUCACCUCCUCUGUCAUGCAAUAGAAUGCACAAAAAAAAAAAAAAGACGAAGAGAGAGAGAGAGACAGUGACUCCUUUUGUACAGAGUGCUAAAUGAAGUUUUUCUUGUACAUGCUUAUAAAUAAAUCAUAUUCAUAUAUAUAUACACACAUAAGGAGAUAUAUAUAUAUAUGAAUAUACAUAUAUACGGCAAAAUCUACAACGGGCUGGUAAGCGGAAAAAAAAAUAAAUUAACUAUUUUCUAACUUGUAACUUCUAUUUAAAAACCGAAAUGUUGUCGAAUUGCUGUCAUGACGACGAGGAUCGAGGAAUGGAUGUUUCGGGGGGCCAAAGGGCAUUCUGUACAUUUUUAGAUGACGCUACAUAGGUUGCAGUAAAUAUUGAUUUAUACGGAGAAGACUUUCUAAUAAAUGGCCUGAAUUGAA